GCUCCUCCUUCGAGAUUUCGGUCAUCUUUGACAUUAUAUAGGCAAAGUCGGCCAUGGUAGUAGCGAAGAAAUUUUGUAGUUCUUGUAAUGGCCACUAGCGUUGCAGUCUAUGUAUUCUAUCUCUGUCUUCUGUCCUGUUUUACCAUUAAAUCUGACUUACAAUUAGUGUUUCGAUUUUCUGCCAUUUAUCCUAUGGCGGCACUCGUGAUGUUGAUUACGUGUUAGACCAGGCAAAGUGGAGGCAACGAGCAGUCCAUAGUUAUAUAGUCAAAGGUCUACACUGUCUACAGUCGUGAUGCGCGCCGAGCCGGCGCCCGGGCACGGUCGAGGUUGAUUGAGGCAUUUGAGACAUCCAGGUCCCGCCGAGAAGUCACGGAGCACGGAGAGUAACGAGAGUCCGGCCGGUCGGAGCGCGCUAUCGCGGCGCCGCGUGGCGCGACAGGAGUCGACAACUGCCUUGACGAUCGGCGACGAAUGGACGCGGCGGCGGCGCGCCGCGACACACCGACACCGACCCCGUUAACGGUACCAGCGCCUUGGGACGUGCCCCCCGUCGAGGAGCGAGCGCCCAGUAGGCGCGAUGGCGAAGCCCCUGACCGGGGUGCUGCCGUUCGUGCGAGGCGUGGACUUCAGCAGCAACGACUUCGGCGAUGGCAAAUUUCCUGAGUCCGUGCGUCUCAUGACUGGGAUACAAUGGCUGAAGUUGGACAAGACGAAUUUGAUGGAGAUCCCCGAGGAGAUGGGCAAAUUGUUGAAACUGGAACAUCUGUCGCUCGUCAAGAACAAGCUGGAACGUUUGUACGGAGAAUUGACAGAACUGGGUUGUCUGAGGACCCUGAACAUAAGACAUAAUAAUAUCAAGUCCAGCGGUAUCCCGGCAGAGCUGUUUCACCUGGAGGAGCUGACAACCCUAGAUUUAAGUCACAACAAUUUGAAGGAGGUACCUGAAGGCCUAGAAAGAGCACGUUCCUUGCUCAAUCUUAAUUUAAGCCAUAAUCAUAUCGAAACCAUACCAAAUACGCUGUUCAUCCACUUGACGGACUUGCUGUUCUUGGAUCUUAGUCACAACAAGCUAGAAACAGUGCCUCCGCAGACACGACGUUUGGCCAAUCUACAGACUUUAAAUCUGAAUCAUAAUCCGUUAGGUCACUUUCAAUUAAGACAAUUGCCGUCGUUAAUGAAUUUGACAACGUUACAAAUGCGGGACACACAACGAACAUUGAAUAAUAUACCUUCUAGUCUAGAAACGCUGACCAAUUUGCAAGAGCUCGAUUUGUCGCAGAAUAAUCUACCCCGAGUGCCUGACGCGCUUUAUUCCUUGUCGAAUUUGCGCCGCUUAAAUCUGAGCGACAAUCAAAUAAUGGAAUUGUCAACAGCGAUCGAAUUGUGGACGAGAUUGGAGACUCUGAACGUGUCGCGGAACAAAUUAAGUGCAAUACCAGCCGCCUUGUGCAAGAUUUCCACAUUAAGAAGAUUGUAUUUGAACGAUAACGAAUUAGAUUUUGAGGGCAUACCUUCUGGAAUAGGGAAAUUAUCGUCCCUGCAGGUUUUCUCUGCCGCUAAUAAUCAUUUAGAAAUGAUACCGGAGGGAUUAUGUAGAUGUGGUGCAUUAAAGCAAUUAAUAUUAACGUCAAAUCGAUUGAUUACCGUGCCGGACGCCAUCCAUCUUCUCACCGAUCUGGAACAGCUGGAUCUGCGGGACAAUCCGAAUUUAGUGAUGCCACCAAAACCAACAGAAGUGCAAAGGGGAUCGGGCAUCGAGUUUUACAAUAUCGACUUCUCGUUGCAACAUCAGUUGCGUCUCGCCGGUGCGAACGUACCAGCUCCAGUUCAAGCCGCUAACAGCAAAGAUCCAAUCGCGCGUAAAAUGAGAUUGAGAAGAAGGAGAGAUCAAGAGGAGGCUGAUCAAGAUCAGGCCAAAAUUCUCAAGGGCAUGAAGGACAUAGCGAAAGAGAAGAACAAGGAUAAGGAGUGCGAGGAAUCGAAAGCAGAAUCCCUGAAGCCCAAACGAUGGGACGAAGCUUUAGAGAAGCCGCCGCUGGAUUAUUCCGAGUUCUUCGACGAGGACGCGGGUCAAAUACCAGGUUUGUCGGUCUGGGAGAUAGAGAACUUUCUGCCGAACGAGAUCGAGGAGGUGGCGCACGGCAAGUUUUACGAGGGCGAUUGUUACAUCAUCCUGAAAACCGGGAUAGACGAAGGUGGCUCGUUGACCUGGGCGAUCUACUUCUGGAUCGGAGAAAAGGCGACAUUAGAUAAAAGAGCGUGCGCGGCGAUUCACGCCGUAAAUCUGAGGAAUUACUUGGGCGCACAAUGUCGGACAAUCAGGGAGGAGCAGGGGGACGAGUCGGAUGAAUUUCUGAUGCUGUUCGAUUCGGGUAUCACCUACAUCGAGGGCGGUCGCACGUCGUCCGGUUUCUACACAGUGGAAGAUACACCGGCGAUCACUCGUUUGUACAGAGUGCACGCGGCAGGGGCUUCUAUACAUUUGGAGCCAGUUCCAGUCUGUGUCGAGUCUCUGGAUCCGAAUUACGUGUUUGUACUCGACACGGGGAAUAAGAUAUUCAUGUGGUACGGAAAGAAAGCGAAGAGUACGUUAAAGUCGAAGGCGCGACUGAUGGCGGAGAAAAUUAAUAAGAACGAACGGAAAAAUAAAUCCGAGAUUCUAACGGAAGUCAUGGAUGCCGAGUCUGAAGAUUUCCUGUUGCAUUUAGGGGUGGAGGAGCACGAGCAGAAAAAUCUGCAAAUUAUUGAGCACGUGGAUCCAAAUUUUGUACCUCUUGUACCCAGAUUGUAUCAAGUUCAACUCGGAAUGGGCUAUCUGGAACUACCGCAGAUCGAGGUUCCUCAUGGAAAAUUAACGAAUACCUUGUUAAACAAUCGCAAUGUGUAUAUAUUAGACUGCUAUUUAGAUGUAUACGUUUGGUUUGGCAAAAAAUCGACGAGAUUAGUACGCGCCGCUGCCGUAAAGUUGUCUCAAGAAUUAUUCAACAUGAUAGAGAGGCCAGAAUACGCGAUGGUAACCAGAUUGCAAGAGGGUACUGAGUCACAGAUUUUCAAAUCGAAGUUCACUGGAUGGGACGAAGUAAUCGCAGUGGACUUCACUAGAACGGCUGAAUCGGUCGCUAAAACUGGAGCGGAUCUCACUAAAUGGGCUAAGCAACAGGAGACAAAAGCGGAUCUGGCCGCUUUAUUUAUGCCGCGGCAACCACUGAUGUCGGCUGGAGAGGCGCAUCAACUCAUGACAGAGUGGAACGACGAUUUGGAGGGAAUGGAAGCAUUGGUGUUGGAGGGAAAGAAAUUUGUACGCCUACCGGAGGAGGAGUUAGGGCAUUUUUACAGCGCGGAUUGUUACGUUUUCUUAUGCCGGUACUGGAUGCUAUCAGACAUAACGGAGAACGAAGACGGUGAGGAGCAGUAUGAAGACGAUUAUCAGUGUACGGUGUACUUUUGGCAAGGCAGAGACGCGGGGAACAUGGGAUGGCUGACGUUUACGUUUAGUCUGCAAAAGAAAUUCAAAUCGUUGUUCGGGGAAAACCUGGAGGUGGUGAGGACGCAUCAACAGCAAGAAAAUCUGAAGUUCAUGAGUUACUUCAAACGAAAGUUCAUCAUUCACCAAGGCAAGCGUAAGCAGCCGAAGGCCGCGGGUAGCAACAAAGUGGAGUUUUAUCAUCUACGAAGUAACGGCAGUGCCUUAUGUACUCGGCUCAUUCAAAUACCGGCGGAUUCGACGUUAUUGAAUUCUGCUUUCUGUUAUCUUUUAAAUGUGCCAUUCAACAAUUCUGAUGAAGGAACCGGUAUCGUGUACGCAUGGAUUGGCUCGAAGGCUGAUCCCGAAGAGGCUCGUCUAAUUGGAGAAAUAGCAGAGGAAAUGUUCAACAACCCAUGGAUAAGCCUGCAAGUAUUAAACGAAGGCGAGGAACCUGACAACUUCUUUUGGGUGGCGCUUGGAGGGAAGAAACCGUACGACACUGAUGCGGAGUUUAUGAAUUACACAAGACUAUUCAGAUGUUCCAAUGAGAAGGGAUACUUCACAAUCAGCGAGAAGUGCACCGAUUUUUGCCAAGAUGACCUGGCAGAUGAUGAUAUAAUGAUCCUCGAUAACGGAGAACAAGUAUUUCUCUGGCUGGGUACUCGCUGUUCAGAAGUUGAAAUCAAACUGGCCUACAAGUCAGCUCAGGUAUACAUUCAACACUUGCGCGUGAAGCAACCCGAGAAACCCCGUAAGUUAUUUUUAACUGCCAAAGGUAAGGAGUCCAAAAGAUUCACGAAAUGCUUUCACGGCUGGGGUUCGCACAAGAGGCCGCCGCAGUAAAAUCGAGUCAGUACUCACUACGCUUAACGUUAGUUUUAUCCGCAGGCAGGGUAUAAUGCAAGCGCAACAUUCUUACGUAGAUACGUCGCGAUCCUCGCUUUUACUUGCGCUUCGACCGAACGGAAGUCAAUCUACCCACAAUUGUAUAUCGUCGAUGCGAACGAUCGCUCUAGGUCAGGAAACGCAAUAAUUGUUCACUAAACAACGAAUCUAACUAGUAGAGUUUAUACUUCCGCGUUUGCUUCUUUGCUUCCAACUGGAUAAUUUUUCACCGACUGCUUUCUUGAUUAUUACGCGUUAGUCUGCUUGGUAUACGUAAUUUUAAAAAUUCAGGUUUUUAUUUAUUGGCACGGGCACUCUUUCGACUCAGUCUCAUUUCUCAACUCUAAACGGAUGCAAGUACAAAGAGUUUAGCCCGAUCUACAAUGUGCUUUUCUAGAAACAUUCUAUUUUGUAGCCAAUAAAUAGGUUUAAAAAAUUUGUGC
This is a messenger RNA of Vollenhovia emeryi, 4797 nucleotides long. It is a transcript of the gene fliI, whose product is annotated as protein flightless-1. Gene Ontology annotation, molecular function: phosphatidylinositol-4,5-bisphosphate binding; actin filament binding. The coding region runs from base 581 to 4312 and encodes 1243 amino acids. Gene Ontology annotation, biological process: myofibril assembly; actin filament severing; actin polymerization or depolymerization. The transcript has 22 exons. NCBI's taxonomy places the organism in Eukaryota, Metazoa, Arthropoda, Insecta, Hymenoptera, Formicidae. The record is from RefSeq and is a predicted model, not a curated record. Gene Ontology annotation, cellular component: actin cytoskeleton; cytoplasm; nucleus.